This is a messenger RNA of Fusarium oxysporum Fo47, 543 nucleotides long. RefSeq lists its product as uncharacterized. The record is from RefSeq and is a predicted model, not a curated record. Bases 1 to 543 code for a protein of 180 amino acids. Lineage: Eukaryota; Fungi; Ascomycota; Sordariomycetes; Hypocreales; Nectriaceae. The transcript has 2 exons. Gene Ontology annotation, molecular function: hydrolase activity, acting on carbon-nitrogen (but not peptide) bonds.
AUGAGGAACUCGGCCAUGGUGCACACAACCGCGAGCUACGACACAUAUGGUACCGCCCACGCGUACACCAUUCGAGCCAUGCGGCAUAUGAUCAACAACGGCGUUCUUGGAAUCGAGCACGGAAAUUUCCUAGACGAGGACCUUGCAGAGCUCAUGGCCGCAAAGGCCGUUCUCGGUUCGGGCUUGAACGCUCUGAAAGUUGCCUACGAAGCUGGCGUGACGACAUGUUUCGGCUCAGAUCUCAUUGCUGGGAUGCAUCAGUUCCAACGAAGAGAGUUUACAAUCCGAUCUCAAGUGCUGCCUGUGUUGGCAAUUCUUCGCAGUGCCACCAUAAACUGUGCCAAAAUGAUGCGUCGAGAGGAUCGGAUUGGUCACAUAAAGGAGGGCUUUAUGGCUGACAUGGUGGUUCUGAUGGAGAAUCCUCUGGUGGAUAUUACAGUCUUGGACAGCAAGGAGAAGUUGCUUGCAGUUAUCAAAGGAGGUCAUAUUGCAUUUAGCAGUGUUAAGGAAUUGCCUGUUACAAUCAACAGAAAGCCAUGGUAG